Molecule: messenger RNA, 435 nt
Organism: Rangifer tarandus platyrhynchus (Svalbard reindeer)
Lineage: Eukaryota; Metazoa; Chordata; Mammalia; Artiodactyla; Cervidae
Source: the annotation of a GenBank genome assembly
AUGGUUUGCCUGAGCUUUGAACAGUCAGUGCUUAAAAAAAAAAAAAUGGAAAAAUUGGAAAAAGAAAAAAAAAUGGUGGGAAGAGGGAGGGAUGGUUUAUUCGCAAAAACCACGUGGUGGGGCUUUCUGUUGUGUUUCGUACUUGCUUGGUCUUCGUCCUCGGGGCCCUCAGACAUGCUGGCGGCGCCGCGCGGGACACCUCUGUCCGCGGGCGCCCGCACGCCCGCCUCGGUUACCAAAGACGCCUGGACCAGGUCAGCGCCCCACGAGGCCUGGUCGCCACGGCUCGCGCUUUCUCAGUCACAGGCCAGGCCACCGGCGACCCAGACGCGCUGUGCUUUUUCGUUCGCUUCUCGAGACCCGGGCGUGUGCGGCUCCGCUUCCAGCCUGCGUGUGUGCGUGUGUGUGCGUGCUUGUGUGCGUGCGUCUGCUUGA